GUUCAAUAUGGCGCCGUCCGGGACAUGUGAUUGUAUUCAGUGGUGGACCAAGGUCAACACUAUGCGAUGAUUCUCCUGUGAAACGCUGUUUAGAGAGGUACUUACGACGCCGUAGGCUAUCAGCAGUUCAUGUCAACAAAUCAAGAGGAUCAUGCGAAGUCGCAAACUUUGUCACAUGGCAGACAACAGCAGAGUCGGGGCAAGGUUGAGGCUCUAGAAUGCAGGGUUUGCGAGGAUGCCUUCACAAAUCAUGGCGAUAAAGUCCCUCGACUCCUUCAAUGUGGCCAUACCCUGUGCCAUUCUUGCCUCCAACAACUAAAUCAUCAGGAUUUCGCCGUUCUCUGUCCAUUCGACCGUUUACCUACUGUGCUCGGUCCAGGAGGAGUCUGGGAGCUCAAGAAGAACUUUGCCCUUUUGGAGCUAUUGGAGAAACUCCAAAUUGCAGAUAACGGAGACUUGAACUCGCCUGAUUUACAGAUCCUUAACAAAGAGAAAGAGUUACGGAUCUGUUGUGAUGAGAAUGAGGAGCAUUUGGCUGUACUUUACUGUGUGGUGUGUGGUUCCCACCUGUGCGUGGAGUGCUCUGAACGCACCCAUGCCACAAAGACUCUAUGUCGGCAUCGACGUGUCCCCCUGAGUCAGAAGCCAAAGGAACGGCCCCGCUGUGAAUUCCAUUCUCAACAUGUUGCUGAGUUCAUAUGCCUUGAAGAUGGAUGCCAGGGCAACCCCCUCAUGUGCUUCAUCUGCCGGGAUUAUGGGAGGCAUGCUAAACAUAGGCAUGGAUUGCUGGAGACAGAAGUUGAAGCAUUUCGUGACACUGUCAUGUCUACCAUCCUGUCCUUUAGGAAGUUCACAGAAGAUGCUUCUGAGAUCCUGCGCAAGCUUGAGUCAGUAGUCUGUCAGAUUGAAGGAGGAGACACAACAGAGGGAAACAGAGAGAAUUCCAACCCCAUGCAAUCUAUGCUUGGCACUGCACGAACUGCGCGAGAGAGGGUCCAGCUUCAUUUUGCUGAACUGCGGGAACAUAUUGCUCUGAAAGAAUGUGCUGCACUCGCUGUGGUUGAAUCUCACAUCAGAGAAAGACUUGGUUGCAUUAGACAGCAUCAAGAGAAUCUGACAGCAAUGCUCUCACAGGUUCGUGAGGUGAGCACUCAGUGGGAAAAGGCCUUGAUGCAGGAUGAUGCUCGAGUGAUGCUGGCUGCACCUAGUAUGAAAGUCCUCUCAAACUCAAUGGAAAAAGAGCAUCAGUUAUUCACUGAAACCAAUUUUAAUCAUCUUCUUGAUCCAUCCAUUCCUAUCACAUUCACCAAGGCAGUGAUAUUUGUGAUCGACUCGAGUGUUCGAGAGCGUCUUCCUGAAGCACACACUGAACUGGCCAAGCUCAUGGCUGAACGAGAUCUAAAAGAGGCAACACUGCUCAUACUUGCCAACAAGCAGGAUGUGGGGAACUGCUUGAGGGUGGAAGAGAUCAUGGAGUCACUGUGCCUGUACAAGCUAUGCUGUGGUCGUUCAUGGCACAUUGUGGCCUGUGAUGUUCCCAGUGGCAAUGGUCUUCAAGAAGGACUAGACUGGUUGGCAAAGCAGUUGCUGGAAGGCACCUAAGUCCGAGUCUCAGUCGUGCAAUUCCGGUCCAUCUUCGUCCCCUGAUUCAGCCUGGAACCAUCGCUUCCGAGCCCCACUCAGCUUUGUACUAUUCCUGAUGGCUUCUUAGUGCAAAGUAUUGAUUUAUCAUCAUUAUAUGGGGUUUAGUUUAUAAUCUUGUCAGUAUCGCUGAAGUACCAUAUAGAAUGAAAUAAGAGAUUCAAUUAUAAUUUACCAUUAACUGGAAACCACUUGGUAUCAAGUUUAAUAGUAUUAUAUUGCAAUAGUCAUGGAGAGUCUAGAGGUGACUGGUAUUAUUUGGGAAAAGUUUUCCAGUUGUGAUAUGUGAGCAGAUGUUGAAAAUCUUCCAUGGAAGAAUUGUUUUUAUUUGGUUGCAUAGCUUUAGAAUGAAACCCAAGUGUUCCCCUUGCAAUCUGAGUGUAGCCUUUCCUUUUAUGAGGAAAAAUAAGUACCAGUUCUAUUCAGUA
Darwinula stevensoni is the source of this 2069-nucleotide messenger RNA. Lineage: Eukaryota; Metazoa; Arthropoda; Ostracoda; Podocopida; Darwinulidae. The record is from the annotation of a GenBank genome assembly.